Triplophysa dalaica is the source of this 1984-nucleotide messenger RNA. It is a transcript of the gene nle1, whose product is annotated as notchless homolog 1 (Drosophila). The coding region runs from base 74 to 1504 and encodes 476 amino acids. Gene Ontology annotation, biological process: Notch signaling pathway; ribosomal large subunit assembly. Gene Ontology annotation, molecular function: protein binding. The record is from RefSeq and is a predicted model, not a curated record. Gene Ontology annotation, cellular component: nucleolus. NCBI's taxonomy places the organism in Eukaryota, Metazoa, Chordata, Actinopteri, Cypriniformes, Nemacheilidae. The transcript has 13 exons.
CACGCGUGGAUCAUCUAUUAGUAAAGUGAGGCUUGUCAUUUUGCAGUUCCUCUUGUUUCGCCCAUACGUAAAAAUGAGCGGGGACGUGGAGCGUGUGUUGAUUCAGCUCCAGAAUGAGAGCGGUGAGGUGCUCGGAUCCCCCUUCGAUGUUCCGCUGGACAUCAACCCGGAUAAACUGCAGUUGGUCUGCAAUGCGCUUUUACAAAAGGAGGAACCAGUGCCCUUCUUGUUCUUCUUGAAAGAUGCGGAGGUGGUCUCCUCUCUGGGCACUUGCGUACAGACUCUGGGUCUGGAGACUGAACAGGUGCUUCCUGUGGUGUACCAGCCGCAGGCUGUGUUCCGUGUGCGGGCCAUCGCUCGAUGCACCAGCUCUUUGGAGGGUCACACGGAAGCAGUCAUCUCUGUGGCCUUUAGCCCUACCGGGAAAUAUCUGGCCAGUGGAUCUGGGGACACAACGGUAAGGUUCUGGGAUCUGACUACAGAAACUCCACACCAUACUUCUAGAGGUCACACACACUGGGUUUUAUCUAUUGCCUGGUCUCCAGAUGGGAAGAAGUUAGCAUCAGGGUGCAAAAACAGUCAGAUCUUCCUGUGGGAUCCAGUCACAGGAGGUCAAAUAGGAAAGACUUUGACAGGACACACAAAGUGGAUCACCUGGCUAUGCUGGGAACCACUUCACUUGAACCCAGAGUGCCGCUAUUUGGCUAGUUCCUCUAAAGACUGCUCUAUUCGGAUAUGGGACACGGUUUUGGGCCGCUGUGAGAAGAUCCUGACAAGUCACACACAAUCCGUGACAUGCGUGAAGUGGGGGGGUGAUGGACUCCUGUACACUUCAUCUCAAGACAGAACUAUUAAAGUGUGGAGAGCCAAAGAUGGGGUUCAGUGUCGCACACUGCAAGGUCACGCUCACUGGGUGAACACAUUGGCCCUCAGCACAGAUUAUGUUCUGCGCACAGGAGCGUUUGAACCAGCCACCGCCACUGUAAACCCACAGGAUCUUACUGGCUCGUUGGAAGAGAUCAAGGAGAACGCUUUGAAACGAUACAACAACGUCAGAGGUGAAGGACAUGAAAGACUAGUGUCUGGUUCUGAUGACUUCACCAUGUUUUUAUGGAACCCGGCAGAGGAGAAGAAGCCUGUGGCCCGUAUGACUGGUCACCAAGCGCUUGUCAAUGAGGUGCUUUUCUCUCCGGACACACGGCUGAUUGCCAGCGCUUCCUUCGAUAAGUCUAUCAAGAUCUGGGAUGGAAAGACGGGAAAGUACCUGACUUCGCUGCGGGGUCAUGUAGGGCCGGUGUACCAGGUGGCGUGGUCAGCUGACAGCCGUCUCCUGGUCAGUGGCAGUAGUGACAGCACUCUGAAGGUUUGGGACGUCAAGACAGCCAAACUGAAGGUGGAUCUGCCGGGCCAUGCUGAUGAGGUUUUUGCCGUUGACUGGAGUACUGAUGGGCAGAGGGUGGCCAGCGGGGGCAAAGACAAGUGUUUAAGAAUAUGGAGGCGGUAGCCACAGAAACCAGAGGUCGUUGGCUCUGCGCUCAACCUGGCGCCUCGAUGCCAUACUUGAUGGCCCGUCCCACAGGACAGCAAAUUGCAGUGUCAGAGCAAGAAGCCUUGACUGAAUCAUGCAACAAAACAGCCCCGACAGCUUCAUAAUAGCAGAUAUACAUAGCACUCUCUGAUGUUGUCGGCCAGAUGGUGAGAAUAAGAUUAAAUGGUGUCUUUUAUGGCCUGAUAAAAUGUCCUGUCACCCGUUCGUGCGUGAUCGCCCGGUUGAAUCUGCAGCCAAGCUGGCCCGGUUUAAUCUAUGUAAUCUUUCCUACACACACCUCCUUUGUAAUUAACUUAAUCCUUAAUGCUGUGAUACAGGCGGCAUUAACUGGGUCUGUUCCAGCAAAGAGAGAUAACCAGCUACGUCACAGUCGCUCAUGCUACGUCAGCAGAGACAUUUCCUCAUUAAACGAGCAGUAUAAGAAAUUUGAUGGGA